CAUGUGCCCGUUGUUCACAGACGAGAAAAGGAGAGACACAAGAUACAGCUUUCUGCUCUCGCUUCAAAAUGUCGGUCACUAUGUAAAGUGUCUCCUGGACUGUAGUCCUAGAGGGAACUAAAAGAAUAUUGUUUGAUGUGAUAAGAAAGUGUUUGACAUAACACUGAAGUAGGUGAUAAAGAGAGAUUGUGCUGCAAAGCUAAUGUAAUAUUUCACACUUUUACAGUAAGCCUAUACAGCUGGACCAGGUUGUAAGGAAACAGCGACUGGCAAGAUGAAUUAUCUUCACUGGUUUGACUACGUCGUCAUGGCUGCACUGAUGGUGGUCUCACUUGGCAUCGGAAUCUUUUUUGCGGUGUACAAGGGCGGCCAGAGAACGAAGGUGGAGUAUCUCCUAGGCAACCGGCAGAUGUCAAUGAUUCCAGUCUGCCUGUCAAUUUUUGUCACCUUCCAGUCAGCCAUCACUCUGAUUGGUGGACCUGCCGAUAUGUUCAACACUGGGACGAUGUACAUGUUUAUAGGUUACGGUAUAGCUUUAUCUUACAUUGUGGGUUGUUUACCUGUGGUGCCACUCAUCUACCCACUGCGCAUCACCAGCGUUUACGAGUACCUGGAGAUGAGGUUCGAUUCCAAGUGUGUCCGACUGUUUGUCACCAGCAUCGGCAUGCUGCAGACGGUUCUCUACAUGGCGGUGGCUCUUUACUCGCCAGCCUUAGCUCUACAGACAGCUGCUGGUUUACCUCUGUGGGUGUCGAUUGCUAUUGUGGGUGGUCUCUGCACUGUAUAUACAGCACUGGGGGGCAUUAAGAGUGUGAUCUGGACAGAUGUCUUCCAAACGGUGAUUCUCUUCAUCGGCAUCGGCGCUGUUAUCGUGAUGGGUACACUCCAUGUUUGGCUUGUCGCAAGCCUUCCACCUUGCAUGGGAAGGAGGCAGAAUACAGUUCGAUGACGCCUUUCUUCUGAACGCAUCCUUCCACAUAAUCUAUGCGUCGAUUGUGAUGGUCACGGGGUCCUGCUCUACGCCUAUGUCGUCACAAUCGGGUGUGAUCCCUAUCAAGCGGGUAUCAUCGAUAGCAGAAACCAGAUGAUGCCAUACUUCGUCCCCAGUCUGCUGGGUAGUCUGCCGGGUAUGCCUGGUCUAUAUAUGUCUAUGCUGUUCAGUGGAACACUCAGCACUCUGUCUUCCGGUGUCAACGCCUUGGGUGCAAAUACUGUGGAGGACCUCCUGGCACGACCCCUGAGAGGUUACAAGGAUGUCACUGUCACUGUCAUUGCUAAGAUAACUGUGCUGCUGUAUGGAGGUCUCACUAUUGGUCUCGCAUACCUCGCUCGCUCCCUACGUGGUCCAGUCACACAGAUGUCAUCUACGGCUAUAGGAGCGUGCGGUGGUCCAAUCAGCGGCAUCUUCUAUCUGGCAGGAAUGGUUCCCUGGGCAAAUAAAUAUGGCGCCAUUGCCGGUGGAGUCAUCGGCAUCGUCAUCAACAUUUGGAUCGCUGUUGGUGCCCAGCUGUACGGCGCCCCUACACGUGGCUUACCCCCAGGGCCGACACACAACUGUUCAGGGAAUAACAGUUACUCCCUUUCCUUUUAUAACCUAACAACUGUAGAGCUCCCACGACCACGCGGUGUUAUCCACUGUCAUAAAUCCUAAUAGUAAUAUCACGACUCUAUCCAAAUCACACCUUGGUGACGCUUUCUCUAUUUAUGACAUUUCUUACCGGUGGUUUGGUGUCAUCGGCUUCUUUGUAACAUUUUUCUCUGGAAUCAUCAUCAGCUUCAUCACAGGCCCCACAAACAAGGCUACUCUCGAUCCUAAACUCGUAUUCCCCUUCACACGAAAGCUGUUCCGCAUAAAGGAAUCUUUACCGGAACCAGAAGAUUCUUCUAAUGUCAUAGCCAUGAAGACCUACCAAGCAUCGGUUGAAAGAUUUAUAAGGGAGACUGACACUAUGGCCGUAGAAGUGGUAUUCGACAAGACAAAGACAAAAUAAUUAUCAGCCCCAGGAUAUCUAGCUACUGUUGUUUCUCUUCUUUAUACCGAGUUAACACGAGAGACUUUAAUUUAAACAUUGCUUUCCCUUUUUUAAUUUCUAUUUUUAAUUUUAUCUUUUCAACUAUUCCUAUUUCUCUUUUCAUUGUCAUUCUGAAAAACAAUUAAAAAAACAACAAAACCGGAA
Pomacea canaliculata is the source of this 2177-nucleotide messenger RNA. RefSeq names its product sodium-dependent multivitamin transporter-like. Gene Ontology annotation, molecular function: symporter activity. Lineage: Eukaryota; Metazoa; Mollusca; Gastropoda; Architaenioglossa; Ampullariidae. The record is from RefSeq and is a predicted model, not a curated record. Gene Ontology annotation, biological process: transmembrane transport; sodium ion transport. Gene Ontology annotation, cellular component: membrane.